CAUAAAAAAUCUCGGCCGGCUCGGACGGACUCAGGCAGGCCCUAUGGAGACAGACCCUAAUGAAACAAGUGAUGAAAUAGAAUAGGAGAUUGCUACCGAUCUACCAUGUGCCCCGUGUAAAAGUGAAUUCCAUAAUUAUUUUCUAUAUCGUCGAUGUUAUUUUUAUUAAUUACUAUAUAGAGACAAUUGAAAAAUGCAAUAGAUAUAGAAUAUUAAUUUAAGCCUCAUGAGUGGUGGAAGUUGCUGUAUUACUUAUUGGUCGUACCUGUAGAGAAGCCUAUUACAGUAUCUGUGUAUCACAUUAAAUAUAGACAAUAAAAUAUGUCUGCUAUCACAAGAAAGAAAGUACUGAAAAAUGGAUUUGAUAAACAAGAAAGCCUUCAAGCAAUUGUGUUUGCCAGUGACUUUAUUGAUGAUCUCAAACCUGUGGAUCAAGUAUAUCCUAGCAUACUGCUACCAGUUGUUACUUGUCCAUUGUUGGAAUUUACAUUGGAUACCUUGAUUCGUUCAAAGGUGGAACAAAUAUUUUUAUACUGUAGUAGUCAUCUGGAAAUUCUAAAGACAUAUCUGGAUUCCUUGAAAAAUGUAUAUAAGAAUAUUAAUAUUGUGCCUAUAAUAUCUGAUGGUUGUCAGUCACUAGGAGAUGCUCUUAGAGAUAUUGAUACUAAAGGGUUCAUCAGAAAUGACUUUAUUCUCAUUCGUGGUACAGCAUUUGGUAAUUUAGAUUUGAGUCAACUUAUGGAUUUGCAUAAAGCUCGUAGAGAGAAGGAUAAAACUACUGUUAUGACCAUGAUUCUAAGAAAUCUUGGUAAUAUGAAAGAUUCUAUAUUAAAGAAAGAAUGUAAUCUUGUUGUUUCCAACAGUCCUACGAAAAAGAUUUUAAUGUACAAGAAAAAUGUUCCAAAUGAAGAUAAAAUUGAACUUGAACUGCAAUGGUUCCUGGAGCAUAAUAAAGUUAGCAUUGAUACUUCUCAUCUCGAUACACGAAUUUACAUGUGCUCUCAAGCUGUUCUUCCUUUGUUUGCAGAUAAUUUUGAUUUUCAGACAAUGGAAGAUUUUAUACAUGGUGUUUUGAUAAAUGAAGAAUUUUUGAAUUCAAAAAUUUAUUGGGAAUCAUUGGCUUGUCCAAGUUAUGCUUUGCCAAUCUGUUCAAAAGAAACUUACAGAAUUCUCUGCAGAGAUAUACUGCAACGACAUAGUUAUCCUUUAGUUCCUGAUACUUUACCAAUAUAUUUGAAAAACUUUAUUUACAUGUCUAGAAGUACAUAUAAGCACUGUAGUUCAGUGGUGUCAAAAGGUUCUAUUUUGCAUUCAGAGUCAAUUAUGGGUAAAAAUAGUUUUCUAGGUACACAUUCUUCUGUUGAAAGAACUGUUAUUGGUGCCAACUGUAAAAUAGGAAAUAAUGUAUGCAUAGAAGAUUCAUAUAUAUUUUCCGAUACAGUGAUUGAAGAUUAUUGCCACAUUAAAGACUCAAUCAUCUUUUCAAAAUGUUUACUGAAAAAGAAUUUCAAAUUAAAUACAUGUAUAUUGUUGCCAAAUGUUGUUUGCAACGAAAAUUAUUGUAAUUCAGUUAUUGAAAUAAAUGAUAGUGGAAAGAUGAUAGUCAGAACAAUGGAACAAUUUGUAGAGAAUUGCGAUACUAGCUUUUCAAGUAUGUUUUGUGAUUUCAAAUUUGAUCAAGAUAAUGACAAUGAUGAUGCAUUAUCUACUUCAACAUCUGUUUCAUCAUCAUCCACAAAUGAUUCACCAAUGCCAGAAACUCUUGAAGAAGAAAUAAAUGAAGAGACAUUCUUAUCUGAUGUUAUUGAAAAUUUACUGAGUGGUUACGAAGAUAAGCUUUAUCAUAAAAAUGUAAUUUUAGAAAUAAAUUCAUCGAGAUUGGCGCAAAAUAUUAGUAGUGAGCAAGUGUUGUACAGUGUAAUUCAAGCAUCUUUCACUUUACCAUUUCACGUUCUCAAGACAGGCGAUAAUUCUCAGUUUAAAGAUUAUUAUAAAAUUUUAAUACCAGUUAUAAAUUACGUAGAACCUAUAAUUAACAAUUACAUGAAAACAAAAUCGGCUCAGAAAGAUUGCUUAUGUGCCAUAAGGGAUGUAAUUUGUAAAAAUAAGAAGUUAAUGAUGCCAUAUGCUGGAAAUAUUUUACGUGUAUUCUAUGACAAGGAUAUUUUGGGAGAAGAAAUUAUUAUUGAUUGGUUUGAACAGAAUUUUAGUGAAUCACAAAGAGACGAUGAAAAUGAACAGGAAGAAGAUCAUGAUACACACGAAGCAAUAAAGAAAGCUUUAUUGCCAUUUAUUACGUGGUUGAAGGAAGCUGAAGAAGAUUCAUCUGAGUAAAAUGAGCUUAUAAAAUUGUUUAUGUUUAUGAAUAAAAAAAGCUUUCAUGUAAAAACUGUACAUUAUUCCUAAUAAUAAUAUAAAAUUGACA
Molecule: messenger RNA, 2425 nt
Organism: Phymastichus coffea
Lineage: Eukaryota; Metazoa; Arthropoda; Insecta; Hymenoptera; Eulophidae
Gene: eIF2Bepsilon
Product: translation initiation factor eIF-2B subunit epsilon
Exons: 3
Coding region: 322-2334 (670 amino acids)
Cellular component (GO): eukaryotic translation initiation factor 2B complex
Molecular function (GO): guanyl-nucleotide exchange factor activity; translation initiation factor binding; translation initiation factor activity
Source: RefSeq, a predicted model, not a curated record